AUGGCAGGGCUGGCCGGGGCCGGCGCCGGUGACCACCAUGACGUUUUGACGGAGGCCGCGGAUGCUGGUCGCGGCAUGAUGGAGGCGGCGGUGAGCAGCGUCCCGGCAGUGGCUGGGGUUCAUGGUGAGUCGACGCCGGGGGACACGCCGUUGUCGGUCUCCAUCAACGUGCCGGCCUCUCGGUCCGGGCUCCACUCCGGCAUAAAGGCUCGCACCAGCGUCGCCGGCGCCGUGCCAGAUGACACGGAGGUUCAGCAGCCUCGGCUCCAUGCGCAGCCAGAGGUGCCACGGAGCGACAGCACCCGCGAGAGGGACCGUCGGUUCGACCAAUUCAAGACCUUCAACGGCGGCCUUGAGCGGCAGCUCUCUAGCCUUCGACGAGUGCCGGAGGAUCCGUCGGUGGCUGACUCCGCUUCCAAUAACUCCGACGACGACGUGCCCACGGCCGACCGCUACUUCGCCGCGCUCGAAGGCCCCGAGCUCGACACCCUUCGCCCGACGGAGGUGGCGGUGCUGCCCAAGGACGAGCAAUGGCCGUUCCUUCUCCGGUUCCCAAUCAGCGCGUUCGGCAUGUGCCUCGGCGUGAACAGCCAGGCCAUGUUGUGGAAGACGCUCGAGACGGAGCCUUCCAUGGCGUUCCUGCACGUGCACCCCACCGCCAACUACGUCUUCUGGUGGGUCUCCGUCGCCCUCACCGUCGUCGUCUCCAUCACCUACCUCCUCAAGGUCGUCUUCUACUACGAGGCCGUCCGCCGUGAGUUCCACCACCCAGUGCGAGUCAACUUCUUCUUCGCUCCAUGGAUCGCAUGUCUCUUCCUCGUGAAGGGGGAGCCACGCCCGGUAUGGGAGAUCCACCACGUCGUCUACAACCUCCUCAUGUUGCCCAUCCUCUGUCUCGACCUCAAGAUCUACGGCCAGUGGAUGUCCAGUGGUGAGCGGCGCCUCUCCAAGGUAGCAAACCCAUCCAACCACCUUGCCGUCGUCGGCAACUUUGUGGGCGCGCUGCUCGGCGCCAAGAUGGGCCUCACUGAGCUACCCAUCUUCUUCUUCGGCGUCGGGCUCGCGCACUACGCCGUUCUCUUCGUCACCCUAUACCAGAGGCUCCCCACCAACGUGCAGCUCCCCAAGGAGCUCCACCCAGUCUUCUUCCUCUUCGUCGCAGCGCCGAGCGUCGCGUCCAUGGCAUGGGCGAGGAUCUCUGGCGAGUUCAGCGAUGCCGCCAAGCUCCUUUACUUCGUCUCCCUCUUCCUCUACGUGUCGCUCGUGGUGCGCAUCAACCUCUUUACAGGGUUUAGGUUCUCGUUGGCAUGGUGGGCGUACACAUUCCCGAUGACAAGCGUGGCCCUAGCGACGGCCUUGUAUGCGUCGGAGGUGGACAACCUGUUGACGCGGGCGCUGGCGGUGGGGCUGUCGGCGAUCGCUGUUGUGACGGUCACCGCCGUGCUGGCCACCACCGUGUAUCAUGCCUUCGUGCGUGGGGAUCUCUUCCCCAAUGACGUGUCCAUUGCCAUCACGAGACAGAAGCCCAAGUUCAGCAACAUCCUCACGCACAUUCGGUCCUCCGGCUCAGACGUCAAGGAUCUCGUCCUCUCCAUCCCCAAUUUCAAUUCCAAUUCCAAGCACUCCAGUAGCUCCAGCUCGAGGGCGAGCAACAACACGAGUGAGUGCCCGGUGAUGGCGCACAUGCACGGUAGAGGGUUUGAUGGUCGGUGUACAACUGGUUGCAGACAAGGGAGGCGAGGCCGGGGCGUGCGCGGGGGCGGGCGCGGCGGGAGCGGGGCCGGCAGGGGCGAGCGCCGGGGCGGCCGGGGCGUGCGCGGCGGGAGCGGGGCCGGCAGGGGCGAGCGCCGGGGCGUGCGCGGCGGCGGGCGCGGCGGGAGCGGGGCCGACAGGGGCGAGCGCGGGGCCGGCAGGGGCGAGCGCAGGGGCGGCAAGGGCAUGCGCGGCGGCGGGCGCGACGGCCAGCGGGGGCGCGGCGGCGGCUGGGGAAGAUCAGAGGAGACCGCAGACGAUGACGCACUCGGGGAGGCCGGCGAGUCCUGUGGCGCCACGUGGAGCGACAGGUCGGCAGAAGAACCGACCGGGGCAGUCUCCUGGCGGGGCGUGUCGACCACGACAGAAACCACCUGGGGCCGGUCGGGUGGGUGGGCACCGGACCGCGCCAGACCCGAGGUGGAGGCGUCCGGUCCAGGCGAUGUUGACGCGGCGCUACCUGACCCCGAGGCCGGAUCGGGAGUCGUGGCAGGAGGCGAUAGGGGCGCAGAGACCAGCAGGGGUUCGCUGGUGGCACGAGAUCCCGAGGGGGGAGCGUCGGAGGCGCCACCCGAGACCGGAUCUGGAGACGUGGAAGGAGGCGGUUGGGGCGCGGAAAUCGACAAGGAUCCGCUCAUGCGUCGGGAUCCCGAGGCUGGAAUGUCGGGGAUACCAGCCCCGUUUUCAGCGCCAGCCGGAGGGGCCGAUCCCGAGGCUGAUUUGGCAGGAAGAUCAGCCCCGUUUUCAGCGCCGGCUGGAUCUUCUGUGGAGGCCGCAUCUGGAGGAGAAUAUGCACACAUAAAAUCAUGA
Hordeum vulgare subsp. vulgare (domesticated barley) is the source of this 2562-nucleotide messenger RNA. RefSeq lists its product as uncharacterized. The record is from RefSeq and is a predicted model, not a curated record. Gene Ontology annotation, molecular function: voltage-gated monoatomic anion channel activity. Lineage: Eukaryota; Viridiplantae; Streptophyta; Magnoliopsida; Poales; Poaceae. The transcript is spliced from 4 exons. The coding region runs from base 1 to 2562 and encodes 853 amino acids. Gene Ontology annotation, biological process: intracellular monoatomic ion homeostasis; transmembrane transport. Gene Ontology annotation, cellular component: membrane.